Pisolithus orientalis is the source of this 1791-nucleotide messenger RNA. RefSeq lists its product as uncharacterized. Bases 1 to 1791 code for a protein of 596 amino acids. NCBI's taxonomy places the organism in Eukaryota, Fungi, Basidiomycota, Agaricomycetes, Boletales, Pisolithaceae. The record is from RefSeq and is a predicted model, not a curated record. The transcript has 9 exons.
AUGUUUUCUGACCAACCCAGAAAGUUUUAUGCAGUCAUUGUCAGUCAACAUGUAGGCAUACACCACACAAAGGGUUCUGCCCUUAGCUCACUUGGUGGUUUCACCUUUCCAUGCUGGAAAGAACUGCCAACAUUUUGGGAUGCACUAGCCUUCAUGAUUGUCAAUGGCAUCGAGGAGCUUCUAUUGGAUAUUCCUAUUCCAAAGUAUAAAGGUAGCCAUGUCCAUUUGAUUGCAGUAGACUUGUCAGAUUUGGAAUUGGGUGUGGACAACACUGUACUGACUAUGCUUCCUGUUGCAUCAAGCAUGAGUGAGGAUACUCCCACUCCUGGAAUUCCUAUUACAUCAACUGCAAAUGAGAAGAACAUGGUGUUCAUGACAGUUUUUUUUUUUUUUUCUUUUUUUUUUCUCACUUGUAGUGACCCAAGCAUAACAUGGGGGAGCAGUGUCACACCCUCCCCUAUCAUUUACACCCACAUGCACACCCUGCAUGGUGUCAUCAAGAGUCACUUCUAUCACUCAGAAUGGGUUUCCCCUCCUGCCACUGCUGCUGAUGUUCUGGGUGUCCAUGCAAUCAAGUAUUUGGAAACUCAUGGUUACAUUCAGACUGCCACUGCAACUAUUGUGGAGAUCUAUUGUACCUCACACAUGUCUGGUGUCCUCCUAACCAUUGGUACUCCAUUUCUUCGAAAAUAUGUGCUGCAUGUCCACAUGACUGCCAGAAAAAGUUUCAGCUUUUGGCCAUAUGGAAGCAUGAUUGUCCAGCUUUCCAUACAUCUGCAUGGAUGUCUGACCAGCAGUACAAAUGAACCCACUGGUAGCCCUGUCCCACCCUUCCAAUCCAACCCAUACAACAGACCACCCCCUGCCUCAGCUCUCAGACCUUUCGCCCAAGUGAUCCCCAGUAGUGGAAUCCCAGGGCCUUUGACAUCCUUUACAGUGGGCCUCCCUACCUUUGAGCCUGAACAUGCGCAGUAUUUUACUGGAUUUCCUGCAUCUGGUUACUCCUCUGGACUGCCCACUGAGGUCUCGAUUGUGCUAUCUCAGGAUUCAUUGACCCUGGUGGAUGACAGGCUUGGCUCCCUCACAUUGGUCACUCAGUCAGGUCUUAUGUCAGUGUAUUCUGACAACAGCAGACCACAAGUUCACCAGAAAGCCAGUGGCCCUCUGAACUGGUGUGAGUUCUCCAACAGAGAUCAAGACAUACUCAGUCAUGCAUGGCUACUGAUGAUAUAUGAGAUGGUCAUCAAGAUCAGCUGGCCUGUAAUGUCUCCAGGCAAGACUGCUUGGAGGCAAUGGAAAUCAAUGAUAUGUGAAAUCCUUUCACAAGCAUCGGUGAUUGUACCAGGAGGAACAAUGUUUUUUGUGAAUGAUGAUACAAGACUCUUAAUGGACAAGGCCAUUAUUCAGUGGAAAAACAACAUAUGUGCACAUAUCACCAAUGGAAGUGCUUUUACCUCUUUUUUCAUGCAUGAGCAUGACACAGAUGGGAAAAUUGUCCAUUGGUAUGGAAACCAACACCUCAAAGACUUCCACAUUAACUUCUGGUAUACCACUGGGCUGACUCCCAUGAAGGUCAGAGCUGCCAAGGAUAUACACACAACACCAUUGCAGAUGUAUGCCCUAACUGCUGUAGUGCAUGUUGGAGAAACAUUGCCAUAUGCUGCAUUCAUGGGCACCAAGUAUUCACCCAUAUACAAAGCAUACUACCACUCUCUGCUUGCAACUCAGAACCCUGCUAUCAGCAUGGUGAUUAAUCACCAUCUGCUGUGGCUUCAUCAACACAGAUUGUGA